Cadophora gregata is the source of this 1587-nucleotide messenger RNA. RefSeq lists its product as uncharacterized. The transcript is spliced from 4 exons. NCBI's taxonomy places the organism in Eukaryota, Fungi, Ascomycota, Leotiomycetes, Helotiales, Ploettnerulaceae. The record is from RefSeq and is a predicted model, not a curated record. The coding region runs from base 1 to 1587 and encodes 528 amino acids.
AUGCUUGUGAUGCCUGUCGUGCAAGAAAGGUCAAGUGCCUUUACGAAGGCGACGGAAAAUGUCAAGCAUGUAUUGAGCUUGCAGUUCCGUGCACGCGGAAUAGACCCAGAAAGAAGAGAGGCCCACCAAAUCGGUACCGAAUGGUUGAUUCCCAUUCGAAAUGCUGUUGUUAAUGAUUUAUACAGAUAUGUGAUAGGCCUAACUGAGCCUGAGAGCGAGCUCCCUUCUACCUCUCCGACAUCUACGUCAACAACAGCGAUCACUCCGAAUUCAACAUCAACAUACCUGCCCCCACUACCAAUCUUAGAUCAAAUCGCGCCCCCAGAAACCAUCCGGCGUAUCAUAGACGACUGGUUCAACCUCAUCCAUUCCGUCUGCCCAAUCCAUCACCGCGCCAAUUUCCUGAAGAGGCUUGGAAAUGGCAAUUUGGACAAUGAUCCCGAGUUUCUGGCUGUGGUCAUCUCACUUUGCUGUGCUACAGUCUCGAGUCUGCCUCGAAAGGCAGUACUUGACUACCCCGAUGUCACGGUGAAGCGAUGCUUCGAGGUGAUUCAGUAUCAUCGUCUACUGGACGAUUACAGAAGUAUCUCCUUGCAGUGGUGCCAGGCGAAAUACCAUCUAAGCACUUCGUUUGUUUCAGAGGAAAGCCUCGUCUCCUUCCGUCUGCUUGGGGAGGUCACCACUGGAAUCAAGUACUUGGUAGGCUACGAACUGCCAAACAUGUCAAGAGUUGAUGCCGAGCUUGCAAAGCGCUUGCACUGUCUAGUGCUUUGCGGACUUUGUACCUGGUCAAUAUAUGGUCGGCCGUGCAUCGGAUUGAUUUCUGCCCAAGACAACAUCCAGGCCAUAAAGCCUCUGGAUCUGAAUGACACAGAACUAGAUCCCACGAAUAUCGACCUCUCCAAUCUAUGGCACGGUGAUACAGUGACAUAUGUGCCUGGGCUGAACUACCUCACACAUCUAUUUUACCUCUGGCAUUCGAGUCAACAAACUUCCCCGUUGUCGGUUCCUCAUAUCCAGCAAAACAUGACGUACAUACAGCGAGCACUCGAUACUCUUCCGCCCGAGCUGCGCUGGCGAGGAGGAUUGUCAAGGCCACCGGGUAGUAACUUCGGAACAGAUGUCCAGACAGCCAAUCUGUACAUAACUCAACUGCACAUCCGAUCAUCUCUAUUGGAACAAAUGUAUACUUUGUCGAAGUCUCUCCCCACAAGUCCAGCUCUUGGCGGUGGUAAUGUGGCUCAAGGCUUGAACUUACACAAAGAUGAGAUUCGGAAGCAACGAGCGGAGAUUGUCAAAGACCUUCUCGAGAUUUUGUAUCAUAUGAGUGAGGAAACACUAGAGUCGAAUGGCCACAGCUUAGUACCCAAAGUCCGAGAUAUCGGUAGUGCCUUGUUAGACGAGAUGAGAGUCGGUGACAGUCAGUUGAACAGUAGCGAGACGGAUGGGACUGGAGCUUUUAGUGCCCAGGAAGCAAGUAUGGAUCUGAGAAGACUGUUGGAGAAAUUGGAAAGGCUUGACUUUAGACCUUGGGACGAUAGUUAUCAGAGGCGUUCAUACAUAGCUUCUGGAGCUUCAGGAAUGUAA